Messenger RNA from Monodelphis domestica (gray short-tailed opossum), 1612 nucleotides. It is a transcript of the gene BEST4, whose product is annotated as bestrophin 4. Lineage: Eukaryota; Metazoa; Chordata; Mammalia; Didelphimorphia; Didelphidae. The record is from RefSeq and is a predicted model, not a curated record. Gene Ontology annotation, molecular function: chloride channel activity.
GAGAAGGGGGGGGCUGGCUGAGCCAGACAUGCCUAUCUGAGCUGCUGCCCCACCCCCACCCCCACCCCCAGACUCAGACACAAGCAUGACGGUGUCCUACACGCUGAAGGUGGCCAAUGCCCGCUUUGGGGGCUUCUCGGCCCUCCUGUUCCGCUGGCGGGGGAGCAUUUACAAGUUGCUCUACAAGGAGCUCCUGGUGUUCCUGGGUCUCUACGGCGUGCUCAGCCUCACUUAUCGGAAGCUGCUGUCCCAGGAGCAGAAGCGGAUCUAUGCCCAAGUGGCUCAAUACUGCAACCGCUCUGCUGAUCUCAUCCCCAUGUCCUUCGUUCUGGGUUUCUACGUGACCCUGGUGGUGAAUCGCUGGUGGGCCCAGUACACGAGCAUCCCGCUGCCAGACCGCCUCAUGUGCGUGGUCACGGCCACUGUGCACGGGGACGACGAGCGCGGCCGCACGCUGCGCCGGACUCUGCUGCGCUAUGCCAACCUGUCCUCCGUGCUGGUGCUGCGCUCGGUCAGCACCCGAGUCCUGCGGCGCUUCCCCACCAUGGACCAUGUGGUGGAAGCAGGCUUCAUGUCCCAAGAGGAGCAGCAGAAAUUCGAGAGCCUGCACUCAGACUUCAACAAAUACUGGGUUCCUUGUGUCUGGUUCACCAACCUGGCUGCCCAGGCUCGAAGAGAGGGCCGAGUGCGAGAUGACAUCGCCCUGGGGCUGCUCUUGGAUGAGCUGAACCAAUACCGAGGCAAGUGCAGCUUACUCUUUCACUAUGACUGGAUCAGCAUCCCCCUGGUCUACACUCAGGUGGUGACCAUUGCUGUCUACUCCUUCUUUGCCUUCUGCCUCAUUGGACGUCAGUUCCUGGAGGGUACUGAGGCUCCAGAGCCAGGUCAAGAGACCCUGGGGGAUCUGGAUCUCUACGUGCCACUUACCACCCUUCUACAAUUCUUCUUCUAUGCUGGCUGGCUUAAGGUGGCUGAACAAAUCAUCAACCCCUUCGGGGAGGAUGAUGAUGACUUUGAGACCAACCAGCUCAUCGAUAGAAACCUGCAGGUGUCACUGUUGUCUGUGGACAACAUGUAUGGAGACCUGCCGCCCACGGGCCGGGACCGCUACUGGAGCGAGGAGGCGGCUCAGCCCCCCUACACCCAGGCCUCAGCGGCCGACAGUCUGAGGCCCUCCUUUAUGGGUUCCACCUUCAACCUGCUCAUGUCAGAGGAGCGGUUGCAACCUGACCCGGACACGGAGGAGGCCGGAGCGCCCUCGAGUACCCCCAGCCCUGCGUGGGCGCGGACGCCUCUGCUCAGCCGCUUCCUGGGAGCCUCCGCGCCGUCUCCAGCCAUCAGCCUGCGGGUCCCGCGGACCCCUCUGCUGCCCUCUCGCCCUCAGGCCGCCACGCCGGUCCCAGGACGGCUGCGUCUGACCCGCCUCAUGCCUGCGCCCGCAGCCCGUAUAGAUGAGGAGGCUCCGGAGACCCCGAGCCCGGACCUGGGCUCCCUGGAGGAGGAGGAGGACAAGGUCGCUCCUCCGAGUGCGGCCACGCCCUCGGGCUAGGCCCCGCCUCUCCUGCCCCUCGGACUUGUGCUGGCGUCUCAUUAAAGGCUCCCUUCCUCCCCA